UUUCGCACCUUUCGCCACAUCACCCACAUCGAUGGCUUUGGACGCUCGCACAACAGCUUUGGCUACCGAAUCGGCCCUGCCGACGCGCCAGGGAACGCCGACGACCCCAGCGCCGUCGACGAUCCCAACUACAAUUCCCCUCGCUACUCUCGCCGACCCGAAGGUCAUCAUCGACUCGUAUGAUGCUUUUCUCUUCGACUGCGACGGCGUGCUCUGGCAUGGGGACCGCCUAGUCCCGGGCGCGAAGGAUGUGCUGGCGGCGCUUCGUGCGCACGGGAAGACGGUCAUGUUUAUCACGAACAACGCCACAAAGUCCCGUGCGGAAUACAAGACGAAAUUCGACAAGCUCGGCAUCGCGGCGGAGCCUACAGAUAUUCAUACUUCUGCGUCUGCGACUGCGCGCUAUGUAGCGUCGGUGCUUAAGCUCAGCGAGCAGUCGAAGUCGAAGGCGUAUAUCGUAGGCAUGGAAGGACUGGAGACGGAGUUGCGAGAUGCUGGCGUUGCGACUAUUGGUGGCUCUGACCCUGCUCACAAUCCGUCGACCACAACGCCGCCUGACUUGACCGACGUCCGAGCGGGCUUCGAUGACAAGGUCGGCGCCGUCAUUUGCGGUCUCGACACCAGGGUCAACUAUCUUAAGUUGGCUCGCGCGUUUGUCUACUUACAAGACCCGAACGUCCAUUUUGUGGCCACCAACCUUGACGCGACGUACCCUCAUAGCGCGGGACUCCUGCCAGGAGCUGGCAGCGUCAGCGCCAUGUUGAGAUAUUCGACUAAGCGCGAACCUCUGUCCAUCGGCAAGCCCAGUUCCGCGAUGUGGGAUGCUGUCCGUGUCAGCUCGAAGCUACCGCAAGGGCGGACGCUUAUGGUAGGCGACCGUCUCGACACCGACAUCGCAUUUGGCAAGAGCGGUGGAGUAGGCACCCUACUGGUCCUCAGCGGCAUUGCUACAACUGCAGACAUCACGCCCGCCAACGCACCCGACUACGUCUUGAACAGUGUAGCUGACCUCCUCAGUGCCCUGCAGGGUUAAACGCAUAGAAGGAACAUAGAAUAGAGAAUAGAAGAUCAUUGGGAAGUGACUGAUAGACCGCCUUUCUACCUGCAGACGCAAGCCUCUGGCACUUCUCUGUUACUCGCUCGAGG
Molecule: messenger RNA, 1146 nt
Organism: Schizophyllum commune H4-8
Lineage: Eukaryota; Fungi; Basidiomycota; Agaricomycetes; Agaricales; Schizophyllaceae
Product: 2-phosphoglycolate phosphatase
Exons: 7
Coding region: 32-1033 (333 amino acids)
Molecular function (GO): phosphoglycolate phosphatase activity; alkaline phosphatase activity
Source: RefSeq, a predicted model, not a curated record